AUGAACUACCCGUCCGAACACGAGAGCUCCAGUCCUUUAGGUUUAUACGGCGGUCACCAAAGUAUGGCCGGAGAUAUGUCACUGACAGGCAAUCACGUGACUCACGCACAUCACAUGAGUCUGAAGUUGGGCUCAACACAUAUGGGGGGCAAAGGUGUGGGAAGAGGCGGAGGGACUGGCGGUCAUCCGCAAAGUGUGGAGCAAAGGAUUAGAAGACCGAUGAAUGCAUUCAUGGUUUGGGCAAAGGCUGAGCGCAAGAGACUGGCGGACGAGAACCCGGACCUGCAUAACGCCGAUCUCAGCAAAAUGCUCGUGAUCGUUUGCAUCACUUAUAGCACUGACACAACCACUCAGACCUAUCAUACCUAUCAUACCCUCUCAACCACUCUCUUUAAGCCGCUAUUACGGCACACAAUCGCUAAGGAGUUGUAUUACUCGUUAAUGUAA
Messenger RNA from Medioppia subpectinata, 447 nucleotides. Lineage: Eukaryota; Metazoa; Arthropoda; Arachnida; Sarcoptiformes; Oppiidae. The record is from the annotation of a GenBank genome assembly.